GGGAAAGAAACAAACCGAGGAGUAUACUCACUCACAUCGUCUGUGUGUCUCGAAGGCGGACCGAACGAACCUCGAACGUAGCUCACAAUGUGGCUAUUGCGAGCAACAGUAUUGACGCUCGCAACGGUCUGUGUUCUCGCAUCCCCAAAAUGCCUUGUCUCGGAGCCGGAUAAAGAGGCUUUUGUCUCGGAGAUGUUCCGCGAACUGGAUUCGGAGCUGCAUAAAAUACCCGAUCUUCGUGCAAGAAUUCAAGGUGUCAUCGAUGGCAACGCCUGGCGGGAGGGCUCUGAUGGGGAGUACUCGAGCGAUUACGGCGAGAGUGAGGACGCUCCAAUCCCAGGUGUUCGGUUCCGUGUCCUUGACGCGACUGGCGGAGCAAUCCUCCCGGAGGAAUUCAUCCCCCUCAGCACAGACACGAUAGCCCAUUUCGCGAUGGAGUAUAAAAAGAUCAUAGCUCGCAAGUACGGAACCGGUAUCAUAGGCUUUUCGAAUAACGCUCAGAAAGGCUGCUUCGGGAUAUCUCGCGUGGGAGAGGCCAAGGGCCCCGCUGCUUGGAAAAUCGUCAUUCAGAACGGGAGCGGGAAAAUCAUAGCGGACGACAUCUGUGUCCGGAAGGACAUGCGUGUUUGGGAUAAGUAUAUUGUCAUCAUCGUGAAAAAUGUGUAGGGAGCUCAUCUGGGGGCUCCGAAUUCCGCUGCAUGGAGAAAGAUCGACAGCCCUGAAUGUUGCUGAAACCUCUUCUGGGGAAAGAGCUGUGAUGGGGUCGCGGUCGCCCACCCGAUCUGUAAUCUCGUUCGCUUGAAUAAGGAUUUCUGGGGAGUUCAAGUUAAAGCCCAGACGCAUACCGGAGGAUUGACGACCCAGAAAUGAGUCGCGAUCGAGCAUCGAUUUCCGGAUCGAGCUUCGAAAAACCCGCAGCGACCGGAGAAUAAGAGUUGGAAACCUCGCGGGAGUUCUCGAUGAUCUCAAGAGAUCUCACGGAGAAUUCGCUGGCGAUGAACAGGAAAUAGAGAGACAAUUGUUCCGAGACCGAAACCGAGAAUGGUGGAGAGUUCAUCAUUAUUAAUAAACAUGGUAUCGAAAGGCCUGAUGCCUCCUCAA
This is a messenger RNA of Galendromus occidentalis (western predatory mite), 1101 nucleotides long. RefSeq lists its product as uncharacterized. Lineage: Eukaryota; Metazoa; Arthropoda; Arachnida; Mesostigmata; Phytoseiidae. The record is from RefSeq and is a predicted model, not a curated record. The coding region runs from base 88 to 666 and encodes 192 amino acids. The transcript has 6 exons.